AUGGUGGCAUCUUUCAAGCGCGGCAGCCGCCUCUGCCGGAUUUCGCCGCCUUUGCGCGGCUUCGUGCUGGAGGAGUUGCCGCGUGCUGGGCGGGGAAGAGCACUGCUUCCGGUCCUUGCGUCAACACCGAGGCACAGCUGCGAUUUCGAGUGCCUUAGACUGGCAGACCAGGGCACCUCUGGAGGCUUCUUGCACAUCAACGCUACUGUUGGCCCUGGUGAUCUCCCUGCCGACAGCAGGGGCGCUUGGCUGGUGGUACAGGCGUUGGCCUCAGCCGCUGCCGAUGCCUCCGGCACUUCAGGCGGCCGGUGUUUUUGCACACCCAUCCUUGCGCCGGCAGCACCAAGGUGUAGCAGGUGCUGGGUUGGUGAUCACCAGCCCUGUCGGCGCCGGUUCAGUGUUGCUGCGGGUACCCCGGUCUGCCGUAUUGUCCGGCACCAUGGCGACGCUUGGCAACGUGUGCUCGGUUGCCAUGAUUUGGCGCCAGACGUGGCCCUUCUGGCACUGCUUGCAGAGGCCAGGCGGGCUGCCGAGAAGGGCGAAGAUUUGUUGGGACUGAAGGAAUAUCUUCUUUCGAUCCCCGCCGACUUCCCGAUGGUUCCGCUAACUUUUUCGGAGGAGGAUGUGGACUUACACUUGCGGGGUUCAUCCCUGCUUCUGGCAUUGGCUGCGCAAAAUGGGCAGCUUGAGGAGGAGCAGAAGGUGGCUCUGGAACAUUUACCGCAGUUGACCGCGCCGUGGAGCAUCGACCGCCUGCGCUGGGCGAAGGCGGCCUUGCUCACCAGGGCUGGCCCAUGCUUUUCUGCCUCGACCGGUGAGGAAGCUGAAGCGAUGCAAGGCAUUGUGCCGCUGGUGGAUUUCGCGAAUUGUUCUGCAGAUCCCACGGCCCGAUGUCGGGUCGGCACGGAUGAUUCCAUCGAACUGGUGGCUGCACGCGACUUGCAGGCCGGCGAAGCAGUGACGAUCAGCUACGGCCAGCAAAGCCAGGAGCAGCAGAUCUUCAAUUUUGGUUUCGCGUUGGAUUCGUCCUCCAUGGACCUGCUCACACCUCUUGCCAUGGUCGUCCCACCGGAGGUUACGACGGCGGUUGAGCUUCGCAGCGUGCUGCUGAAGUUCCUGUUUCUGGAGCGCGGUGAGCAAGCAGAUGGGCUGGGAGGAGACCUGCCGCCGGUGGCGCUGCUGCGCGCCAGGUCUCUUGAAGAGAUUGACGUGUCCGAGAUGCGCGCUGUCGCGAACUUGCUGGAGAUGCCCGAAGCGGAACUGCGCUCUGUGGCCGACCAUGUCAAGAGCCAGCAGGUGCUUCCUGCAUCGCUAAAGGCGAAAGCCUCGCCGGCUGCUUUGCGGCGGUUGCUGGUGCUGCUGGAUGCAUGGCACGAG
Messenger RNA from Symbiodinium sp. CCMP2456, 1377 nucleotides. The record is from the annotation of a GenBank genome assembly. NCBI's taxonomy places the organism in Eukaryota, Dinophyceae, Suessiales, Symbiodiniaceae.